This is a messenger RNA of Exserohilum turcica Et28A, 2112 nucleotides long. RefSeq lists its product as uncharacterized. Gene Ontology annotation, molecular function: RNA binding. Lineage: Eukaryota; Fungi; Ascomycota; Dothideomycetes; Pleosporales; Pleosporaceae. The record is from RefSeq and is a predicted model, not a curated record. Gene Ontology annotation, biological process: rRNA processing. Gene Ontology annotation, cellular component: nucleus. The transcript has 2 exons. Bases 1 to 2112 code for a protein of 703 amino acids.
AUGCCUCUUCCCAAGCGCCAGAACUUGCCAAGCACAGCCGCAAAGGCCGAAAAGGCCAGCGCAGCUUCUCGCGACCCGCGCUUCGCAAACUUCGAGACGGACCCCAAGUUCCGGCUGCCCUCCAAGAAGCACACCAAGGUUAAACUCGAUGCACGGUUCGCGCGCAUAAAGAGCGACCCCGACUUCUACAACAAGGCCUCGGUCGACAGAUAUGGCCGCAAGAUAUCCAAAGACGCAGGCAAGAAGGUCAUCGAAAGACUGUAUGAGGUAGACAGCGAUGCAGAUGACCAGGAAGACGAGGACGAGUCGGAGCCCGAGCGCCCGUCCAGCAACAAGCGGGACAAUGCUGUUCGGAAGGAAAUGAAAAGGGUUGAGCAGAAAGGCUACGAUCUGAUCCGGCGGGGUGGGCUUGAAUCGUCGUCGGACGAAAGCUCCGAUGAGGAAGAGGAAGAAGUCGAUAUCUACGAGCAGGCCGAGCUCGCCGGCGACGGCCACGAAGUCCCCACGGGCGACAUCUCGGCGCGCCUGGCUGCAGUCAAUUUGGACUGGGACAACAUCCGCGCCAUUGACAUCAUGGCAGUUGCAAACUCCUUCGUCCCGGCAGACGGAAGGAUUCUCAACGUCGUCAUAUACCCCAGCGAGUUUGGCAUGGAGCGUCUACAGCGCGAGGAGAUUGAGGGUCCACCCCGCGAAAUCUUUGCUUCGACAGCCAGCAAAGGCAAGAAUAACAUUGGCGUGUCUGGUCCUGACUCUGAUGCUUCUGAUUCAGACGACCAAGAGCAGCCAGAUGCCGCUUUGGAAGAAGAUAACAAUGGCGAAGAGUUCGACUCGACCAAACUGCGAGCCUAUCAGCUUGACCGACUGCGAUAUUACUACGCUGUCAUUACAUGCUCUUCCGCCAAUGUCGCAAAGUCCAUCUAUGACAACCUCGAUGGCCGCGAGUAUCUGACGAGUGCAAACUUCUUCGACCUCCGGUUCGUCCCCGACGGCACAACGUUCGACCAGGAUCCGCACGAUGAAUGCUCAAAGCUGCCUGACGGUUACAAGCCAAACGAGUUUUCGACUGACGCACUUACCCACUCAAAGGUCAAGCUGACGUGGGACGCCGAUGAUGCCACCAGAAAGGAAGUCCAGAAGCGUGCCUUUUCACGCAAGGAAAUUGACGAGAAUGAACUGCAGGCAUAUCUCGGUACAGACUCUUCGUCGUCCGAAGAUGAAGAGGAGGCGGCAAAAGCAGAAAAGGCAGCAAGUCUGCGGGCAGCUCUAGGGUUGGAGGCAUCGGGCAAGAGCGCCAAGCCCAAGAAGAAGGCGUCUGCGAAGAAAGACCGUGACUUUCCAAAGCCGGAUAGCGAGAUGCAAAUCACCUUUACAGGCGGACUAUCAAACGAGACUGGCAAAGGUGACGUGUUUGAAAACGACAUUCCUGUGCAGGAGACAACCAUGGAGAAGUACAUCCGGAAAGAGAAGGAGAGGAAAGCGAAGCGUAAGGAGAGAUGGGAGGCCAAAAAGGCUGGCAGAGAUCCCGAUGCCCCUGUUGAACAGCCAGGGGCCGCCGCAGAAAACGCAGAUGACGAUCCGUUCAACGACCCCUUCUUCGCAUCUGAUCCCGAAGAAGCUGCCAAGGCUUCAAAGAAGGAGGCCAAAAAUUCCAAGAAGGCCAAGAAAGCAGAGCAAGAGCUGCAAGACCAAGCGGCAGCAGCGGAGCGCGCCAAUCUUGAGCUGCUCAUGGCCGAAGACGACGAUUCAAAGAUGCGUCAUUUCGACAUGAACGAAAUUCUCAAGUCGGAGCAGAUUAAGAAGAAGGGAAAGAAAGCCAAGAAGAACGCCCCAGUGGUGGAAGACAAGUUCAAGAUCAACACGACCGAUCCACGUUUCGCGAAGCUGUACGAGAGUCAUGAGUUUGCCAUUGAUCCCACGAACCCUAGAUUCAAGGAGACUGCAGGUAUGAGGGCACUGCUAGAGGAAGGCCGCAAGAAGCGAAAGCAAGGACGGGAUGGCGACGAGCCGGAAGCGGAGCGCGGGAUUAAAAAGUCCAAGCAGGAGACAGCAGGCGCAGAUGAAGACAUCAAGAAGCUCGCUGCCCGGGUCAAGGCGAAGAGCAAACAAAAGUGA